CUCAUCGCACCUCCUGUAUUGCUCCACUGCUCCAUUUACCUCCCUCCCUUCCUCUCUCUUUCUCUGUCGUACAUCCCUCGUGACUUCUCUUUCGCAUAUUGUCCUUUCUUCACAGUCACCUGUCCUCAAACUCCACUCGCCAUCCUCACCCUACAAGAACGACUUCCCCUUGCAUUGCCUCUUAGGCUUUGAUCUCUCCCUUCUAUAUAUUUAUAGAUCGCCCAGAAUUCGAGGGACACAAAUAGCCAAAAGAUGUCCAGCAGGAGAUCCCGAUCGAGGCAGUCCAGCUCGGGAAGGAUCACCGACCAACAGAUCGACGACCUCAUGUCGAAGCUGCAAUCGCUUCUCCAUGAAGCACGACUUGGGAGCCACGACAGGGCUUCAGCAGCGAAGGUGUUGCAGGAUACGUGCAGCUACAUCAGAAGCUUGCAUCGGGAGGUCGACGACUUGAGUGAGAGGCUGUCGGAGUUGCUCGACGCUGCAGGCGUAAGUAGCGAUCAAGCCGCGAUCAUUAGGAGCCUGUUCAUGUGAAACGAUCUAUGCUACAUGCAUAGUUCAUGUACCAUUCACGAGAGUAGCACUCAACUACAUUACUGUUGAGGAACAUGAAAUCGAAACUCAUUUCCGGGAGUUAUCUGAUGCAUCGAACCGUGCUUCAUCUUUCUUGCAUGAACGAUCGUAGUACUCAUCUCGCAAGUUCUAAGCUUCAAUCAUCGGCCACCACUAAAUUGCAAUUGACAGUUUAAGGGCACUUGGUAAGGGAAAUGUUCGCCUUCGAUACACGAGCUGUGCAGAUCGAUCAUGUCAGAAAUUAUUUUCCAAAUAUAUAU
This is a messenger RNA of Musa acuminata subsp. malaccensis (wild Malaysian banana), 830 nucleotides long. Its product is annotated as transcription factor ILI7-like. Gene Ontology annotation, biological process: regulation of DNA-templated transcription; regulation of growth. Gene Ontology annotation, molecular function: protein dimerization activity. NCBI's taxonomy places the organism in Eukaryota, Viridiplantae, Streptophyta, Magnoliopsida, Zingiberales, Musaceae. The record is from RefSeq and is a predicted model, not a curated record.